Molecule: messenger RNA, 2328 nt
Organism: Babesia bigemina
Lineage: Eukaryota; Apicomplexa; Aconoidasida; Piroplasmida; Babesiidae
Product: WD domain, G-beta repeat containing protein, putative
Exons: 2
Coding region: 1-2328 (775 amino acids)
Biological process (GO): negative regulation of fatty acid biosynthetic process
Cellular component (GO): cytoplasm; Cul4-RING E3 ubiquitin ligase complex
Molecular function (GO): protein binding
Source: RefSeq, a predicted model, not a curated record
AUGAAUAUUUUAAACGCCUUAGAACAGCGACGCCGCGCCUUCGGGGUCGGCUGCGGUCGCCGAGUCGUGCAGGUCUCACUCGACGAGCCGGGCGUGCCGCUGGCGUCCUUCAUAGCCAAGAAGCUCAAGCCCUAUUCACGCCUACACGUGCACAGCGGAUGUGUAAACCGACUGAGGUGGCACAACGACGGGAAGACGCUGGCAUCCGUCAGCGACGACCUCACGAUUGCACUCACCAACGUCCAUGACGUCGACCCGGAUUCCGAGGGCGACGGAGGAUUGAGGGCCUUCCGCACAUCGGUCAUACCCACGCAGCACGUGGGAAACAUAUUCGGCGUCAGCUUCCUGGCGGGAGGGAGGCGCAUCGCCACGGGCGCCAGGGACUCACGGGUAUGCAUCUCGGACGUCGUCGAGCGCCAGACGGUGCACUGCUACCGCUGCCACUCGGGCAGCGUUAAGCACAUCAUCAACGACGGGCUCACGGACUUCGUCUUCUACUCCGGCAGCUACGAUGGCACGGUGCGCCAGUUCGACAUACGGGAGCCGCACUCCUGCGACGGCCACUGCCGCAACAUCAUCGUCGCAUUGGGGCGCGGGAUCGACCACAACCCGCGAGGAGUUAGGCGCAGGAAGUGCUCCUGGGCCGACGCAAUCUCGGAGGUGGACCGGUCGGCGAUGCAGAAUUGGGUGGACCUCGCCUACGCGGAGGCCGCGUGGGCCAACCAGUCGUACGACGGAACCGAAGUCAAGGCCAUCGCCAUCAACCCCGUGCAGUCGGAGCAGCUCGCUAUCGCGGCGUCCGACAGCAUGGUCCGCAUUUUCGACCGGCGCAAGCUCUCCAUGGGGCAUGCGUACAACGACGGCAUCUCGGUCAACUACACCAUGCCGAUACUCGAAGAGAUAUACAUGCCCAAGCACUUCAAGAACGACGAGACGCGCCUGUUCGCGACCUACCUGGCCUGGUCGCCGGAUGGAGAGCGGCUGGCCGUCACCUACGAAAGCGAGCACGUAUACCUGUUCGACCGGAACUUCACCAGCGUAGGGGCGAUCAACACGGGCCAUCCCGGCACAUGCGAAUUCCAGGACACCUGCGGCAACAACCGCACGACUGCGCGGAUCAGGGAGCUGGAAUCGCACUACGCGGUAUGCCGCGACAAGGCGUGCGCGCAGCGGAACGUCUCCCAGCUGCUGUACCUGCUGCUCUACCGCAACCACGUCGGCGACGCCGCGCUGUGCGAGAGCAUAGCCAAGGAGGCGUUUUUGGCGGACCCCGCGAACGCGCUGUUGCUGUUCCGACGCGUCCAGGCGUCGUUGCUGCUGGACAACUACUACAUGGCGCGCCGGCUCUGCUUCCGCGGGGCGCGGCUGUUCCCGGACCACGCCGCGCACUUCAACAAGAUACGGAGGCUAUGCCUGCUGCUGCUCAACGAGAAGAUACGGGAGAUCGCCGCCGAAGAAAUCACCUCGCUGCUCAAAUCGAUUUGCACGGCGCGCGCAAUCACGUCCCCCAACACCGACAUCUACGCGGAGCACACCAUUGAGAACAUCGCCAACGAGGGCGGCGAAAGCGACGAUGAGAUGCACGUCUCCAUCGGGGCGAGUUUCCGCUACUCGAUAUCGGGCUGGCGCAGGUGGCCGCAUCCGGAGACCUGCAUCCGCCUGGAGGAGCACCUGCGCGGCGCCGAAGGGAAGCUGGAGUUCGAGGACAGCCCCAGCCAAUCCGAGGCGGAGUCCGACGGGGAGAUAGCGGAGGUGGAGUACCAGCACGAGGUCGACAUCGACGAAGAGCACAGCAUGGUCUACCAGUUGCGCAGCGCAGCGGAUUUCUCCCCCAGGGAGCGCAGGUGGAACAUGCACCACUACGUAUGCUUCGACGCCGAUGAGGGCGGAGCGCACCCACACCGACCCGCGUACCCGUACGAGUCGUACCCCAUCCCCUACGUCCCGGAGCACGACCUCUACCGCGCCAUCGAAAACCCCAGCUGGCGGCCGGCGGGCAACUGCAGGAGGCUGUGCGGACACUGCAACUUCGGCACCGACAUUGCAGAAGUCAACUUCUGGGGCAACGACGUGAUAGUCAGCGGAAGCGCCGACGGAGCGGUGUACCUCUACGAUGUCAAGUCAGGGCGCAUUCUGGACAUACUGAACGGCCACGGGGAGAACGUCAACUGCGUGCAAGUUAACCAGCAGGGCACGCUGCUGGCGACAAGCGGGAUCGACCACUACAUCCAAGUAUGGCGUCCCUCCGGCGACUUCAAUGGCAUCACGGUAAGUGCCCAGGCAAAACCGCCACACGAUCACACCGCGUCCGCAGGAAAGCGAAGUUGA